GUCAUUGGCUCUGGGAAGCGGCAGCAGAGGCAGGGACCACUCGGGGUCUGGUGUCGGCACAGCCAUGGCGGGCGCGUUGGUGCGGAAAGCGGCGGACUAUGUCCGAAGCAAGGAUUUCCGGGACUACCUCAUGAGCCCUGGGUUCAUGCAUGAUAAAGUAGACAGCAACACCACCAUACAGUGCAGAGGAGUGGCAAGAGAGUAAACGGAAAAGGAGAUGAAAAUAGACCAAGUGGAGAAAGGCCUGGUCAAAAAAGGAGGAAAAGGAAGAUCACUAUGGAAUAAUAGAGAGUUGAAAAAUGAAGUGACACCCAAUAACAGGACGGGACAAUCAGAGAUGACUUGGUUGUAGUGUGGAAACCAGUAGGGACCUUGGGAAGCUGCCAAACCCUUUCUAGCUCUGGGCUCAGCUGUAAGAACUGCUGAUUCCUACAGGAACACUUGGACAAUCCAAUACCUAAAUGUUAACCAUCAAUUAACCCAGUAAACCUGCAAGAUGGAAACGAAGAUUUGUUCUCACGAGUUUCACGUGAUUAUUUAAACACUUCUGGGGCCCAGUAGCCAACUGGGGUCUUCCCAUUGCUGCCAUCAAUGAUAUGAAAAAGUCUCCAGAGAUUAUCAGUGGGCGGAUGACAUUUGCCCUCUGUUGCUAUUCUUUGACAUUCAUGAGAUUUGCCUACAAGGUACAGCCUCGGAACUGGCUUCUGUUUGCAUGCCACGCAACAAAUGAAGUAGCCCAGCUCAUCCAGGGAGGGCGGCUUAUCAAACACGAGAUGACUAAAACGGCAUCUGCAUAACAAUGGAAAAGGAAGAACAAGGUCUUGAAGGGACAGCAUUGCCAGCUGCUGCUGAGUCACAGAUUUCAUUAUAAAUAGCCUCCCUAAGGAAAAUACACUGAAUGCUAUUUUUACUAACCAUUCUAUUUUUAUAGAAAUAGCUGAGAGUUUCUAAACCAACUCUCUGCUGCCUUACAAGUAUUAAAUAUUUUACUUCUUUCCAUAAAGAGUAGCUCAAAAUAUGCAAUUAAUUUAAUAAUUUCUGAUGAUGGUUUUAUCUGCAGUAAUAUGUAUAUCAUCUAUUAGAAUUUACUUAAUGAAAAACUGAAGAGAACAAAAUUUGUAACCACUAGCACUUAAGUACUCCUGAUUCUUAACAUUGUCUUUAAUGACCACAAGACAACCAACAGCUGGCCACGUACUUAAAAUUUUGUCCCCACUGUUUAAAAAUGUUACCUGUGUAUUUCCAUGCAGUGUAUAUAUUGAGAUGCUGUAACUUAAUGGCAAUAAAUGAUUUAAAUAUUUGUUAAA
Molecule: messenger RNA, 1307 nt
Organism: Homo sapiens (human)
Lineage: Eukaryota; Metazoa; Chordata; Mammalia; Primates; Hominidae
Gene: MPC1
Product: mitochondrial pyruvate carrier 1
Exons: 6
Coding region: 597-797 (66 amino acids)
Biological process (GO): pyruvate import into mitochondria
Cellular component (GO): mitochondrial inner membrane
Source: RefSeq, marked reviewed